Messenger RNA from Aspergillus brunneoviolaceus CBS 621.78, 696 nucleotides. RefSeq names its product nuclear transport factor 2 family protein. NCBI's taxonomy places the organism in Eukaryota, Fungi, Ascomycota, Eurotiomycetes, Eurotiales, Aspergillaceae. The record is from RefSeq and is a predicted model, not a curated record. The transcript has 2 exons. The coding region runs from base 1 to 696 and encodes 231 amino acids.
AUGGUCGUCAACAUCACCGCCGAAGAUCCCCAGCCCACCAUCCACAGCCACAUCAAUGGCACCACCAACGAGAUCCUCGAUCGGCUCUGCGUGACCGAGCUUCUCAAAGGCUGGCCGAUAUAUCGAGACGCCUCCGAAUGGGCCCAUUACCGUAACUGCUUCGCCGAGCAGGCGUACAUCUUCACAACCUGGAGCGGCGGUAUGCCCAUCGAUGAAUUCAUCGAAGUCUCCAAGAAGGGCCGGCGCAAUGGGGACCACAUCAUGCACCGCGAGAACGGCACCCUCGUCGAGCUCAACCCGGCGACCGGCCGCGCCGUGGGCAAGAUGAAGGCCACCAUCACCCAGCGCUUCGACUUCAAGGGGUUGGAGUGUGACGUCGAAUGCGACUGUCGCUUUAUCAUGUGGUGCCAGAAGGAUCCGGCGGGCUGGAAGGUGCACUACAAGCGUCUGUUCUACGAGAAGGACAAGAUCCUGCCCGUCGACGGCAAGAAUGUCCCCGAAUUUUCGGCGGAGGAAUUGGCGCCGUACCCUUAUGGGUAUCGGUAUCUGGGCGCGGCGCAGGCCCGGCUGGGCCAUAAGAUCAAGCUGGACUUGCCGACGAUGGAGGAUAAUGAGAAGUUCCGCGGCAUGUACGAGGCCAUGGAAAAGUGGCUGAGAGGGGAGGACAUCAAGGAGACGUUGGGGAUUCCGCUGUGA